This is a messenger RNA of Arvicola amphibius (Eurasian water vole), 1221 nucleotides long. RefSeq names its product protease associated domain containing 1 (gene Pradc1). The transcript has 5 exons. The coding region runs from base 123 to 740 and encodes 205 amino acids. The record is from RefSeq and is a predicted model, not a curated record. NCBI's taxonomy places the organism in Eukaryota, Metazoa, Chordata, Mammalia, Rodentia, Cricetidae.
GGGACGGACCACUUCCGCCACUCUAUGGUUGGUGACAGCCGAGGUGGCUGGCUAGAGGAGUCGGAGGCGCACGCGGCCGCUCUAGGAGCUGGCGUUGGUUAUGGCGGGGUCACCGAGUUUCGAUGUGCUUUGGUUCUGGGAGGACGCAGCCGGGUCCCGCUUCGGCCCGCGUCCCCGGAUACCAUGGAAGACAGGCGGUGGGACUGAACGGCGGUUGGGGGAGCACCUUAGGCUUACGCAUCCAUGACUACUUAUAUUUCCAAGUGCUGAGUCCUGGGGACAUUCGCUACAUCUUCACAGCCACGCCUGCCAAGGACUUUGGUGGUAUAUUUCACACACGGUAUGAACAGAUUCACCUUGUCCCUGCUGAACCUCCCGAGGCCUGUGGGGAACUCAGCAACGGCUUCUUCAUCCAGGACCAGAUUGCUCUGGUGGAAAGGGGGGGCUGCUCCUUCCUCUCCAAGACCAGGGUGGUUCAGGAGCAUGGUGGGCGGGCUGUGAUCAUCUCGGACAAUGCAGUUGACAAUGACAGUUUCUACGUGGAGAUGAUCCAGGAUAGUACUCAACGCACAGCUGACAUUCCUGCCCUCUUCCUGCUCGGCCGAGAUGGGCCCUGUCUUGAAUAUCCCAGUCAAAGGGCAAAAAAGUUCUCAGAUUCUGGAAAUUCCCGAGUAACAGGCAGAGGGCAGUUUUGGGGUGCUGAGAAAGUGACUGUUCUUCAUGCCCUCCCAGCUACAUGAUCCGCCGCUCUCUGGAACAGCAUGGGCUGCCAUGGGCCAUCAUCUCUAUCCCAGUCAAUGUCACGAGUAUCCCCACUUUUGAGCUGCUGCAACCUCCCUGGACUUUCUGGUAGAAAAGCUUACCCCAGGUUCCAGCCACAGGUGACUCACUGGGAAGAAAAAACCUAAGAUUCCAACGUUUGGAGGACAAGUAGAGCCAGGGAUGGGACAGGGAAGCCACACUAGUGGCUUUCCUUUCCUUAGGGCCUGCAAGGACAUUUCGUGCUCCAGUAAGAGCCAAGAACCAGGCCCAAGGCGUCUGGGCAGAAUUUGGAACAAAAGGUGCUGAAGGCAGGCGGCCUUGUCCUCGGCCACCUGUCACACACCACAGCCCGGACUUCCUCACAGUGACUCUUGUAGCUCUUGCUGAAGUGCUUUAAGAAAUAGUUAUUCUGGGCUGAAGGAUUCUCUACUCUUUAGCAAUAAAGGUAAAUAAAGCUCA